AUGACAGACUGUAAACCCUUGGCUACUCCGGCCGCAGUCACUCAACCGGCUACACCGACACUAGACCCUUUCGAUAAUCCGACUCAAUACCGCAGGAUAGUUGGGGCUCUGCAGUAUUUGACUAUUACUCGGCCGGAUCUUUCUUUUUCAGUUAACAGGCUUUGUCAGUUCAUGCAUUCCCCCACGCAGGAUCAUUGGGGGCUUCUCAAACGUGUUCUUCGGUAUGUCAAAGGCACUCUCAACUCCGGGCUACGUUUAUCUCUGUCGUCGUCUUCCGCUAUACAUGCCUUCUCAGACUCAGAUUGGCAACGCACCGUUGCACGCUCCUCAACAGAGGCCGAGUACAAAGGUCUUGCCGACGUAGCUGCUGAAGUUACCUGGGUCAUCUCCUUACUCCGGGAGUUGGGUCUACAUACUGGCGAUCCCGCUACACUAUGGUGUGAUAAUCUGGGGGCAACAUACUUAGCCACUAAUCCCGUGCUCCACGCCAGAACGAAGCACGUCGAGAUUGAUUUUCACUUUGUCCGUGAUAAAGUUGCUUCAGGGGAGUUCGUCGUCAACUUUGUUUCAACCAAGGACCAGGUUGCUGACAUCUUCACCAAACCCCUACCAGCUCCACAUUUUCAUACUCUGAGGGACAAGCUUAAUGUGGACAGCAUCCACCCUUGUGCUUGA
Molecule: messenger RNA, 675 nt
Organism: Ipomoea nil (Japanese morning glory)
Lineage: Eukaryota; Viridiplantae; Streptophyta; Magnoliopsida; Solanales; Convolvulaceae
Exons: 2
Coding region: 1-675 (224 amino acids)
Source: RefSeq, a predicted model, not a curated record